Molecule: messenger RNA, 741 nt
Organism: Raphanus sativus (radish)
Lineage: Eukaryota; Viridiplantae; Streptophyta; Magnoliopsida; Brassicales; Brassicaceae
Exons: 1
Coding region: 155-490 (111 amino acids)
Source: RefSeq, a predicted model, not a curated record
UUUUAUUUAAACGUAAAAAAAAAACUACAUUAAAAAUAACGACAAAAAGACCAAACAGGAGUUCGAGUUCUCCACCGCCUGAAUCCUUUUUUGUAUCUUUUGCCCUUUCUUCACUGGUCUAAUUAAUCCGAACGCUCCGACGCAAGGGAAGAAAAUGGCGGGCCAAGUUGGGUUUGGAUCCGGGUCGGGUCAGAGAACCUACGUCGUUGACCGGAGGACAGAAAUCGUGAGCGGCAAAGGAUACGGAAGUAAUCAGAUCUAUGGGAGUCAAGAUUUUCCUCCGUCUUUGCAGACUCCGCCGGGAGAAGUGGCGGCGCGUAGGAGCAAUGCAUCGAGGCCGUCUUGGGGUGUAAACGAUGCGGAGAUGAAGAGGAAGAAGAGAAUCGCGAGGUAUAAGGCUUAUACGGUGGAAGGAAAAGUUAAAUCGACUUUCAAGAAUGGAUUCCGUUGGAUUAAGAAUAAAUGUUCUCAGAUUGUUAAUGGUUUUUAGACUUUGCCUUUGUAUUCAUUUAUUUCUCUACGAGUUUUGUUUGAAGGCUGUCUCCUCCGUGCAUGCGGUGGUUGCCGGCUUUUUCAGAAUAUGAAUAGUUUUACUCGGUGUUUUGCGUGUUCUAAUAUGGGACUUGUAAUUUGAUUUCAAGGGGUCCAUAUGUUGUCACAUGCAUUAAGCAUUUGGAGUACUAUUUACUCUUUCAUUAAGCUUCUGGAAAUCAUUUUCACAAACUCACAAACUGAACUGUA